AGCCGCAGGAAUUAGAUGUUGGGAGACGCCAUGAAAUACAAUUUACGUUGUAAUCGGAACAUCAGCGAGAAGAUGACGAAAAAAGACUUUGUAUACGACAUUCGUCCACCGAUUCAAAGUUCCAGGAAGUUGGAAGAAGGAAAAUAUCCAGUCGUAUUACCGCUACAGCUCCGAAAAAAGCAAUGCACCGAUUCGAAAAUGCCUCAAUACACUGUUAUUUCGGAAAAGAACGAAUACAACGAAAACGACGAUGGAAUAAAUUUGUCAGAGCAACGAGCCUUGAAAUUUGAGUGCAAUUUCUGUCACGAACAAAUUGCUACACUGCUGUCAUUAUCCACCCACAUUAAAUUUCAUCGGCGCACAUAUUGCAAGUACUGCUAUUGGAUACUGCCGGAGAACGAAACGAUGGAGGAGCAUAUCGAAAAUACUCAUCGAAUCGAUCCAGAAUGAUUGACAGCCGUGACGUCGUUGUCAUUCAUGAAAUUCAUGGUAAAAGAAGCUCGAUGGACAACGAAACUUCCUUGCGCGAUAUAUCUCUGAACGAGGAAUACAUUCUUGACAGAACCGAUAUCA
Messenger RNA from Frieseomelitta varia, 573 nucleotides. RefSeq lists its product as uncharacterized. Bases 16 to 450 code for a protein of 144 amino acids. NCBI's taxonomy places the organism in Eukaryota, Metazoa, Arthropoda, Insecta, Hymenoptera, Apidae. The transcript is spliced from 4 exons. The record is from RefSeq and is a predicted model, not a curated record.